Molecule: messenger RNA, 17417 nt
Organism: Rattus norvegicus (Norway rat)
Lineage: Eukaryota; Metazoa; Chordata; Mammalia; Rodentia; Muridae
Gene: Sacs
Product: sacsin molecular chaperone
Biological process (GO): negative regulation of inclusion body assembly
Cellular component (GO): nucleus; cytoplasm; mitochondrion
Molecular function (GO): proteasome binding; identical protein binding; protein-folding chaperone binding
Source: RefSeq, a predicted model, not a curated record
GAGUACUAGUUCAGAUCCUCACACAUACAUGGCAAGCACUUUACCCACUGAUCCAUCUUCCCAGCCCCGAAUGAACUCAUUUAUUUAUUGAUGGCUUCUGUCAAAAUAGCCAUGUCAUUUAUUUAGGUGUAAGACAUAUUGCAAGGUGUGGUGGUGCAUACCUUUAAUGAGUUCAAAGCCAUCUAGGUUUAUGUAGUAAAUUCUAGGCCAGCCAGGGAUACAUGGUAAGACUCUGUCUCAAACAAACAAACAAACAAACAAACAAUAAGACCUUGCGAGUACAGAAAGUAGAACCCCCACCCCACACAAAUAGACUAAUGAUUAUCCUGUUGCUACUUUGCCACUUUGUCCUAGUCACCUGCUAGCUGCUCAAGUUUAUCUUUGCAGUCUUUUGUAUCUUAUUGCUACCUGCCAGUCAAUAUGUAAUAGAAAACCAUUGUAAGAGGACUCAUGUGGUCACUGCCCUGCCGCCUGCCUUUCAUGUUUCUGCCUCCAAACCUUGACAGCUGUUCUUAUCAACUUCCUUUAGUGUCUCUGUGCUACCUAAAAAUAUUGGGAAAGAAAGGGGGGAAACCAGCUCACUAUAUGACCAUGUAGCCUAUCCUAGCACUUAGGAGGCAGAGGCAGAACAAUCCCAAUACUUCAGAACCGCCCCAUGCUUUGUCUCAGCAAACAAAAUGGAAAAGAUAUUUUAAUAUGCCGGUACACGUAGGAGAACCUCAGAAUCAUUUUUGAAUACUGCAGUUCUGUGGUAUUACAGUCAUGAUAUUGGGUAACCACCAGCAUGUUCAUGUCCAGAAUUCUAUCUGGUAAAAUUGCAACCCCGUGUCUAUUCAAACAGUUGCUUAGGAUACGUUGUCUCACUCCUUGGGUGUCCUUGUCAUUCAGGAAUGUAGCCAGUUGGGAUACAGUAGCGUUUCCCGUGAGUAAUGACAUUGUGAGAUGUGUCCCAAAGGCAGUCUGCUCUAGAGGUUCAAAGCUGUUUCUGAUCAGCCUCCUUGUAGGCUGACUCUGCCUCUCUGUGGCAUGCCUGAUGGCUGAGGUCAUCCCUCCCUUUCAGGGUUUCCACUCUUUGCCUGGGUUCUAUUGUGACGACAUCCUGCUUGGUGCUCAGAGAAAGACCUUAUGGGAAGGCAGAGGAAUAGGGGUGCAUCCUGAACUCUAAAGACUUUUAACCUGGAGAUUCGUCAUGGUACAUGUGGUACAUGUCACAUCACAGGUGCUAAGCAUGGAGUUUGGGAGGAGCUUGGGAUGGGGAGAAUCUGACUUCAUAGACAAAAUUCCAUGUUUUUUCCUAUUUGUUGAUAUCCUGAUGCAUUCACUUGUACAGGCUUAUCUGAUUUAAAAAUCAAGUAUUUGUCUACCGGGGUUUCUAGGCAGGAUCUUUUUACUGAGUUUCUGUAUUUUCCUCUAAUUGAUGAAACUGAUCCCUUCCAACUGCGAAAGUAAAGAUUGACUAAGAUUAUGGUCUCCUAAAGAGCUCUCAGGAUAGUUUUUACUCCUAAUGAUGAAUUCUGACUAUAUGGAAGGGAGACAAGAGAAGUGGUAAUUAAUAUCGUUUUUAGGGUUAACUCUAAAAUGGCGUUUUUAUUCCAGGAGAAUAUGUCAAGUAACAGGCAUUUACUAUUAACACUGUGUGGCUUUUGCGUUGCUGUAAUAGAUGAGUUUGUUUUGCUAUUUUCAUCAGUAUCUGAGGGAAGUUAAGUGGAAGAAGGUAUCUGGGUGAGGCGUAGCUUUUGGGGUAGUGCAGCUCCUCAGUAUAGUUAGGUAAGGUAGAUCAAGCUGCUCUUUGCACUCCUGUGUGGAGAGUUCGGGAGAGGUGUGGCCUAGAGGGAGCCGUUGGUGCUGCUCCUGAGUGAAUAGCCUGGGAGAGAAGGAGAGGCAAAAGCCAGACCCAAGCAAGGAUCCUAGCAAUAGACAGCCUCUCCUGGGAGGGGCGUGGCUUGGCGCCGGCGCAGGGCGGUCCUUAGCCUCCCGGGAACGGGGCGGGGUCGAGGCAGGGCUUGAGUCUCCUUAGAACAGCCGCAGUCUGCGAGGUGUGUCAGAGGAAGGCGUGGCCUGAGGAGGGGGCGGGACCGUCCUUUGGCAUCCAGGAGAGAGGCGGAGCCGAGGCGGGGCCUGAGGCUCCUCCAAGAACAGUAGCAGCUUUUAGGGCGCGUCUAGGAAGGCGUGGCUACGCGGAAGGGCUGCUCCCCAGAUAACGGUCCCGGGGCUGCGCAUGCCUGCGGGCGACGCCUGGAUGGCCCUUUACAGCCCUGAGCGCGCGGCGCGCUAGAGCUCGCUCCUCCUCCCCAGCAGCGCCUUCCUCUGCCCUUCUGCGGGCUGCGGCAGAGCGCUGCGGCGGAACAGGCCUCUGCCAUGAGGAUCCCCGCCUCAGGGCCAGUGGCGGGCCUCUCGGAGCAGCGGGGCUGGGCGUGAGGAGGAGGCCUGGGAAGCCCGCCAUGGGGGACAGGUGGGUCCGCGUGACCGUGCUCCGCGGCUGCGUGGGCUGCAGGACCGUGGCGGUGCGGGCCACCGCAACCGGGCGGGACCUCAAGGAGCGCAUCUUCGCUGAGACCGGCUUCCCGGUGGCGGAGCAGCGACUGUGGCGCGGAGACAGGGAGAUACCUGAUUGGAUCAAGAUUGGAGAUCUGACUUCUAAAACCUGUCUUUUUGUAAACCUUCAAUCAAAAGGCUUAAAAGGGGGAGGUCGAUUUGGUCAAACAACACCACCACUUGUCGAUUUUCUCAAGGAUAUUUUAAGAAGAUAUCCAGAAGGAGGACAGAUCCUUAAGGAAUUAAUUCAGAAUGCAGAAGAUGCUGGGGCCACAGAGGUUAAAUUUUUAUAUGAUGAAACACAAUAUGGAACGGAGACUCUUUGGUCAAAAGAUAUGGCGCAAUAUCAGGGGUCGGCUCUCUAUGUGUACAACAAUGCGGUUUUCACCCCAGAGGACUGGCAUGGCAUUCAGGAAAUAGCAAGAAGCAGGAAAAAAGAUGAUCCCUUGAAGGUUGGAAGAUUUGGAAUUGGGUUUAAUUCUGUCUACCAUAUAACAGAUGUUCCUUGUAUCUUUAGUGGUGACCAGAUAGGAAUGCUAGACCCUCAUCAAACACUUUUUGGCCCCCACGAAUCAGGCCAAUGUUGGAAUCUCAAAGAUGACAUCAAAGAAAUAAAUGAGCUUCCGGAUCAGUUUGCACCGUUCAUUGGUGUUUUUGGAAGCACCAAGGAAACCUUUACAAACGGCAGCUUCCCAGGGACGUUUUUCCGUUUCCCUCUGCGCUUACAACCUUCCCAGCUUAGCAGCAAUCUCUACACUAAGCAGAAGGUUCUGGAGUUGUUCGACUCUUUCCGGGCGGAUGCAGACACAGUGCUGCUCUUCCUGAAGAGCGUGCAGGCUGUGUCUUUACAUGUCCGAGAGGCCGAUGGGACAGAAAAACUGGUCUUUAGAGUAACUGCUAGUGAGAAUAAGACCCUGAAGCAUGAACGGCCAAAUUCUAUUAAGAUUCUGGGAACGGCUAUAAGUAACUAUUGUAAAAAGAUCCCAAGCAACAGUGUAACCUGUGUAACAUAUCAUAUAAACAUAGCUCUAGAGGAUGAGAGUACAAAAGAUGCCCAGAAGACAUCUUGGUUGGUAUGUAACAGUGUGGGUGGGCGGGGCAUUAGUAGUAAACUGGAUUCUUUGGCUGAUGAGUUGAAAUUUGUCCCAAUCAUUGGUCUAGCCAUGUCUUUAUCAGGCAGGGAUGAAGAGAAUGGAGCAACAUCCGAUUUCUCAGGAAAAGCAUUUUGUUUUCUUCCCUUGCCUCCUGGUGAGGAAAGCAGAACAGGGCUUCCAGUUCAUAUCAGUGGCUUCUUUGGCCUGACUGACAACCGCAGGAGCAUAAAAUGGAGAGAGCUGGACCAAUGGAGGGACCCUGCGGCCUUGUGGAAUCAAUUUCUUAUUGUGAAUGUUGUUCCCAAAGCUUAUGCUACUCUCAUCCUGGAUUCAAUAAAACGCCUGGAGACAGAGAAGAGCUCUGAUUUCCCCUUAUCAGUGGACGCCAUCUACAAACUUUGGCCUGAGGCCAGCAAGGUCAAGGCACACUGGCAUCCAGUGUUGGGUCCUCUGUUUAGCGAACUGUUCCAGCAUGCUGUCAUUUACUCAGUCGGUGGCGAGUGGGUGAAGCUGGAGCAGGUGCACUUCUCAGAACUCGAUGAAAGUUUAGAAUCCACACAGUCUGUGCUCAACUACCUCCAGCGCUCAGGGAAGCAGAUUGCCAGGGUACCGGGGAACUUGGCUGCUGCUGUUCAGCUCAGUGCAGCCUCUGCCACCUCCACUGCAUCUCCUGUGAGGAAGGUGACGCCUGUGUGGGUGCGGCAGGUGCUGAGGAAGUGUGCCCACCUGGGCAGUGCCGAAGAAAAGCUCCAUCUUCUGGAGUUUGUGCUUUCUGACCAAGCCUACAGUGAGCUGCUUGGCCUGGAGCUGCUGCCUUUACAGAGUGGGGCUUUUGUCCCCUUCUCCUCAUCUGUCUCUGACCAAGAUGUUGUUUACAUCACCUCAGAAGAAUUCCCAAGGUCCCUUUUCCCAGGUCUUGAAGCAAGACUUAUUUUGGAGAACUUGAAGCCUCAUCUUCUAGCUGCUUUAAAAGAAGCUGCCCAGACCCGAGGAAGACCAUGUACUCAGCUGCAGCUUCUAAAUCCAGAGCGAUUUGCACGUCUUAUUAAAGAAGUAAUGAAUACAUUCUGGCCUGGUCGAGAGUUGGUGGUUCAGUGGUAUCCAUUGAGUGAAGACAAACAUCACCCGUCCAUUUCAUGGCUUAAGAUGGUUUGGAAGAAUCUCUACAUACAUUUCUCAGAGGAUUUGACUUUAUUUGAUGAGAUGCCACUUAUCCCCAGAACUCCACUGGAUGCAGAUCAGACGUGUGUGGAACUCAUUAGACUCAGGGUCCCAUCAGUAGUCAUUUUAGAUGAUGAAACUGAAGCUCAGCUUCCGGAAUUCCUAGCAGACAUUGUACAAAAACUUGGAGGCAUUGUCCUGAAAAGAUUAGAUACCUCUCUUCAGCAUCCGCUUGUUAAAAAAUACAUUCAUUCCCCACUGCCGAGUGCUAUUUUGCAGAUAAUGGAGAAGAUACCACUGCAGAAGUUGUGUAAUCAAAUAGCAUCAUUACUUCCAACCCACAAAGAUGCUCUAAGGAAGUUUUUGGCCAGCUUAACUGAUACCAGUGAAAAAGAGAAAAGAAUAAUUCAAGAAUUGACAAUAUUCAAGAGAAUUAAUCAUUCAUCUGAUCAAGGAAUUUCCUCUUACACAAAACUAAAAGGAUGUAAAGUUUUGGAUCAUACCGCCAAGCUUCCAACAGAACUACGGCUCUCAGUUUCAGUAAUAGAUAGUAGUGAUGAAGCCACCAUUCGUUUGGCAAACAUGCUGAAAAUUGAAAAGUUAAAGACUACAAGCUGUUUAAAGUUUGUUUUAAAAGAUAUUGAAAAUGCAUUUUAUACACAGGAAGAGGUAACACGGCUUAUGCUGUGGAUCCUUGAGAAUCUAUCUUCUCUUAAAAAUGAGAAUCCAAGUGUGCUUGAUUGGUUAAUGCCACUAAAAUUCAUUCAUAUGUCACAGGAGCAUGUGGUAGCAGCCAGUGACCUCUUUGAUCCUGAUAUAGAAGUCCUAAGGGAUCUCUUUUAUAACGAAGAGGAAGCCUGUUUCCCUCCUGCAGUUUUUACCUCACCAGAUAUCCUUCACUCUUUGAGACAGAUUGGCUUAAAAAAUGAAGCCAGCCUAAAAGAGAAAGAUGUCGUACAGGUGGCCAAAAAAAUUGAAGCUUUACAGGUCAGUUCCUGUCAGAAUCAGGAUGUUCUCCUGAAGAAAGCCAAAACACUCUUGCUGGUCUUGAAUAAAAACCAUACACUCUUGCAGUCUUCUGAGGGGAAGAUGGCAUUGAAGAAAAUAAAAUGGGUUCCAGCCUGCAAGGAAAGACCCCCAAAUUAUCCAGGUUCUUUAGUCUGGAAAGGGGAUCUCUGUAAUCUUUGUGCACCUCCAGAUAUGUGUGAUGCAGCUCACGCAGUUCUAGUGGGCUCCUCACUUCCUCUUGUUGAGAGUGCCCAUGUGAGCUUGGAGAAGACCCUCGGCAUCUUCACGAAGCCUACCAUCAGUGCUGUCUUAAAACACUUUAAAAUUGUUGUUGACUGGUAUACUUCAAAAACCUUUAGUGACGAAGAUUACUAUCAGUUCCAACAUAUUUUGCUUGAAAUUUAUGGGUUCAUGCAUGAUCAUCUGAGUGAAGGGAAGGAUUCUUUUAAAGCCUUGAAAUACCCCUGGGUUUGGACAGGCAAAAACUUUUGUCCUCUUGCCCAGGCUGUGAUAAAGCCAAUCCAUGAUCUGGACCUUCAGCCUUAUUUAUAUAAUGUGCCUAAAACCAUGGCAAAAUUCCACCAGCUGUUCAAGGCUUGUGGCUCAAUAGAAGAGUUGACAUCAGAUCAUAUUUCCAUGGUCAUUCAGAAAGUUUAUCUCAAAAGUGACCAGGAGUUGAGUGAGGAAGAAAGUAAGCAAAAUCUUCAUCUCAUGUUGAAUAUCAUGAGAUGGCUGUACAGCAAUCAGAUCCCAGCAAGCCCUAAUACCCCAGUUCCUAUUUAUCACAGCAAAAAUCCUUCCAAACUUGUCAUGAAGCCAAUUCAUGAGUGCUGUUAUUGUGAUAUCAAAGUUGAUGACCUUAAUGACUUGCUUGAAGACUCAGUGGAACCAAUCAUUUUGGUACAUGAGGACAUACCCAUGAAAACUGCAGAGUGGCUAAAAGUUCCGUGCCUUAGUACAAGACUGAUCAAUCCUGAAAACAUGGGGUUUGAGCAGUCAGGGCAAAGAGAGCCUCUUACUGUAAGGAUUAAAAACAUUUUGGAAGAAUACCCUUCAGUGUCAGAUAUUUUUAAAGAGCUGCUUCAAAAUGCUGAUGAUGCGAAUGCCACCGAAUGCAGCUUCAUGAUUGAUAUGAGAAGAAAUAUGGACAUAAGGGAAAAUCUCCUAGACCCAGGGAUGGCAGCUUGUCAUGGACCUGCUCUGUGGUCAUUCAACAAUUCUGAAUUCUCAGAUUCAGAUUUCAUAAACAUUACCAGGUUAGGAGAAUCUUUAAAAAGGGGAGAAGUUGACAAGGUUGGAAAAUUUGGUCUUGGUUUUAAUUCUGUGUACCACAUUACUGACAUUCCCAUCAUUAUGAGCCGAGAAUUUAUGAUAAUGUUUGAUCCAAACAUAAAUCACAUCAGUAAACACAUUAAAGAUAGAUCUAAUCCUGGAAUCAAAAUUAAUUGGAGUAAACAGCAGAAAAGACUUAGGAAAUUCCCCAAUCAGUUCAAACCAUUUAUAGAUGUAUUUGGUUGUCAGCUGCCUUUGGCCGUAGAAGCUCCUUACAGCUACAAUGGGACUCUCUUCCGACUGUCCUUUAGAACGCAGCAGGAAGCAAAAGUGAGUGAAGUUAGCAGUACUUGUUAUAACACUGCGGAUAUUUACUCCCUGGUGGAUGAAUUUAGUCUUUGUGGGCACAGACUUAUCAUUUUUACUCAGAGUGUAAACUCAAUGUAUUUGAAAUACUUGAAAAUUGAAGAAACCAAUCCUACCUUAGCACAAGAUACAAUAAUAAUUAAGAAAAAAGCUUGCCCCUCCAAAGCAUUGAAUGCACCAGUUUUAAGUGUUUUAAAAGAAGCUGCUAAACUCAUGAAGACUUGUAGCAGCAGCAACAAGAAGCUUCCCACUGAUGUACCAAAGUCAUCUUGCAUUCUUCAGAUCACAGUUGAGGAAUUUCACCAUGUGUUCAGGAGGAUUGCUGACUUACAGUCACCACUGUUCAGAGGUCCAGAUGAUGACCCAGCUACUCUCUUUGAAAUGGCUAAGUCUGGCCAAUCAAAAAAGCCAUCAGAUGAGUUGCCACAAAAGACAGUAGAUUGUACCACAUGGCUUAUAUGCACAUGCAUGGACACAGGAGAAGCUCUCAAGUUUUCUUUGAAUGAAAGUGGAAGAAGAUUAGGGCUGGUUCCUUGUGGGGCAGUAGGAGUUCUUUUGCAUGAAACCCAGGAGCAGAAGUGGACUGUGAAACCACAUAUAGGAGAGGUGUUCUGCUAUUUACCUUUACGAAUAAAAACAGGGUUGCCAAUUCACAUCAAUGGGUGCUUUGCUGUUACUUCAAAUAGGAAAGAAAUCUGGAAGACAGAUACAAAAGGUCGAUGGAAUACCACUUUCAUGAGGCACGUCAUUGUGAAAGCUUACUUACAAGCACUCAGUGUUUUACGGGACCUGGCCAUUAGCGGUGAGCUGAUUGAUUAUACUUACUAUGCUGUGUGGCCUGAUCCUGACGUAGUUCAUGAUGACUUCUCUGUGAUCUGUCAAGGAUUUUAUGAAGAUAUAGCUCAUGGGAAGGGGAAGGACCUGACCAGAGUCUUCUCUGAUGGAUCUAUGUGGGUUUCCAUGAAGAAUGUGAGAUUUCUAGAUGACUCUAUUCUUCAAAGGAAAGAUGUUGGCUCAGCAGCCUUCAAGAUAUUCCUGAAGUACCUCAAGAAGACAGGCUCCAAAAACCUCUGUGCUGUUGAGCUUCCUUCUUCGGUAAAAGUAGGAUUUGAAGAGGCUGGCUGCAAACAGAUACUGCUAGAAAAUACAUUUUCAGAGAAACAGUUCUUUUCAGAAGUCUUCUUUCCUAAUAUUCAGGAAAUCGAAGCAGAACUUAGAGAUCCUCUGAUGAAUUUUGUCUUAAAUGAGAAACUUGAUGAGUUCUCAGGAAUUCUUCGUGUUACCCCUUGUGUCCCUUGCUCCUUGGAAGGCCAUCCUUUGGUUUUGCCUUCAAGAUUGAUCCAUCCUGAAGGACGAGUUGCAAAGUUAUUUGAUAUUAAAGAUGGGAGAUUCCCUUAUGGGUCCACACAGGAUUACCUCAAUCCUAUUAUUUUGAUCAAGCUCGUUCAGUUAGGCAUGGCAAAAGAUGAUAUUUUGUGGGAUGACAUGCUAGAGCGUGCAGAGUCCGUAGCUGAGAUUAAUAAAAGUGACCAUGCUGCCGCCUGCUUAAGGAGUAGUAUUCUACUAAGCCUCAUUGAUGAGAAGCUAAAAAUAAGGGAUCCUAGAGCAAAGGAUUUUGCUGCAAAAUACCAAACAAUUCCCUUCCUCCCAUUUCUGACAAAGCCAGCGGGUUUUUCUUUAGAGUGGAAAGGGAACAGUUUUAAGCCUGAAACCAUGUUUGCAGCAACUGACCUUUACACUGCUGAAUAUCAAGAUAUAGUCUGUCUUUUGCAACCAAUUCUCAAUGAAAAUUCCCAUUCCUUUAGAGGCUGUGGUUCAGUGUCAUUGGCUGUUAAAGAGUUUUUGGGUUUGCUAAAGAAGCCAACAGUUGAUCUGGUAAUAAACCAGUUGAAGCAAGUUGCAAAAUCAGUUGAUGAUGGUAUUACAUUGUACCAGGAAAAUAUCACCAAUGCUUGCUACAAGUACCUCCAUGAAGCAAUAUUGCAAAAUGAAAUGGCCAAGGCAACAAUUAUUGAAAAGCUAAAACCAUUUUGUUUCAUUCUGGUUGAGAAUGUAUAUGUUGAGUCAGAAAAGGUUUCUUUUCAUUUGAACUUUGAAGCAGCGCCAUACCUUUAUCAGUUACCUAACAAGUAUAAAAAUAAUUUCCGGGAGCUUUUUGAAAGUGUGGGUGUGCGGCAGUCAUUUACUGUUGAAGAUUUUGCCUUAGUCUUGGAGUCUAUUGAUCAAGAAAGAGGAAAAAAACAAAUAACAGAAGAGAAUUUUCAGCUUUGCCGACGAAUAAUCAGUGAAGGAAUCUGGAGUCUCAUCAGAGAAAAGAGACAAGAAUUCUGUGAGAAAAAUUAUGGUAAAAUAUUACUGCCGGAUACUAAUCUGCUGCUGCUCCCUGCUAAGUCAUUAUGCUACAAUGACUGUCCCUGGAUAAAAGUAAAGGAUUCUUCUGUUAAGUAUUGCCAUGCCGACAUACCCCGGGAAGUAGCUGUAAAACUAGGUGCAAUACCAAAGAGACAUAAAGCCUUAGAAAGAUACGCAUCCAACAUCUGUUUCACAGCUCCAGGUACAGAAUUCGGGCAGAAAGAAAAACUGACCAGCAGAAUUAAGAGCAUUCUCAAUGCCUAUCCUUCAGAAAAGGAAAUGCUGAAAGAGCUUCUUCAGAAUGCUGAUGAUGCGAAGGCCACGGAGAUCUGCUUUGUGUUUGAUCCUAGACAGCAUCCUGUUGACCGAAUAUUUGAUGAUAAGUGGGCCCCACUGCAAGGGCCAGCACUGUGUGUUUACAAUAACCAGCCAUUUACAGAAGAUGAUGUUAGAGGAAUUCAGAACCUUGGGAAAGGCACCAAAGAAGGAAACCCUUGCAAAACAGGACAAUAUGGAAUUGGGUUCAAUUCCGUGUACCACAUUACAGACUGCCCUUCUUUUAUUUCUGGCAAUGACAUCCUGUGUAUUUUUGAUCCCCAUGCCAGAUAUGCACCAGGAGCCACAUCAGUUAGCCCUGGACGAAUGUUUAGAGAUUUGGAUGCAGACUUUAGAACCCAGUUCUCAGAUGUUCUAGAUCUUUACUUGGGAAACCACUUUAAACUGGACAAUUGUACAAUGUUUAGAUUUCCUCUGCGUAAUGCAGAAAUGGCACAAGUUUCAGAAAUUUCCUCAGUUCCAUCAUCAGACAGAAUGGUCCAGAAUCUUUUGGACAAAUUACGGUCUGAUGGGGCAGAACUUCUAAUGUUUCUCAACCACAUGGAAAAAAUAUCUAUUUGUGAAAUAGAUAAGGCCACAGGAGGUCUGAAUGUGCUCUAUUCAGUAAAAGGCAAGAUCACUGAUGGAGACCGGUUGAAGAGGAAGCAGUUCCAUGCCUCUGUAAUUGACAGCGUUACUAAAAAGAGACAGCUCAAGGACAUACCAGUCCAACAGAUAACCUACACCAUGGAUACUGAGGAUUCUGAAGGGAAUCUGACCACGUGGCUCAUCUGUAAUAGAUCAGGUUUUUCAAGUAUGGACAAAGUAUCCAAGAGUGUUAUAUCGGCUCACAGGAACCAAGAUAUCACCCUCUUCCCACGUGGUGGAGUCGCUGCCUGCAUUACUCACAAUUAUAAAAAGCCCCACCGAGCCUUCUGCUUUCUGCCUCUCUCUUUGGAGACAGGGCUGCCAUUUCAUGUGAAUGGCCAUUUUGCUCUAGAUUCAGCCAGAAGAAACUUGUGGCGUGAUGAUAAUGGAGUUGGUGUCCGCAGUGACUGGAACAAUAGUUUAAUGACAGCCUUAAUAGCGCCUGCAUAUGUUGAAUUACUAAUCCAGUUAAAAAAACGGUAUUUCCCUGGUUCUGACCCAACAUUAUCAGUUUUACAGAACACACCCAUUCAUGUUGUAAAGGACACAUUAAAGAAGUUCCUGUCCUUCUUUCCAGUUAACAGGCUGGAUCUGCAGCCGGAUCUAUAUUGCUUAGUGAAAGCUCUUUACAGUUGCAUUCAUGAAGACAUGAAACGUCUUUUACCUGUUGUUCGGGCUCCAAAUAUUGAUGGCUCUGAUUUGCAUUCUGCAGUCAUAAUUACUUGGAUCAAUAUGUCUACUUCAAAUAAAACUAAACCAUUUUUUGAUAACUUGCUACAGGAUGAAUUACAGCACCUUAAAAAUGCCGAUUAUAACAUCACAACUCGCAAAACAGUUGCAGAGAAUGUCUACAGACUGAAGCACCUGCUUUUAGAAAUUGGUUUCAACUUGGUUUAUAACUGUGAUGAAACUGCUAACCUUUACCACUGCCUUGUAGAUGCGGCUAUCCCCGUUAGCUAUGUGACUCCUGCGGAUGUUAGGUCCUUCUUAAUGACAUUCUCUUCUCCCGAUACCAACUGCCAUAUUGGGAAGCUGCCUUGUCGUCUUCAGCAAACCAACUUAAAACUUUUUCACAGUUUAAAACUUUUAGUUGAUUACUGUUUUAAAGAUGCUGAAGAAAGUGAGUUUGAAGUUGAGGGACUGCCCCUGCUCAUUACACUGGACAGUGUCUUGCAGAUUUUUGAUGGUAAACGACCCAAGUUUCUCACUACAUACCAUGAAUUAAUCCCAUCACGUAAAGACUUGUUUAUGAACACCUUAUACUUGAAAUACAGUAGUGUGUUGUUGAACUGCAAAGUUGCAAAAGUGUUCGACAUUUCCAGCUUUGCUGACUUACUCUCUUCUGUGUUGCCUCGUGAGUAUAAGACCAAGAACUGUGCAAAGUGGAAAGACAAUUUUGCCAGUGAGUCUUGGCUUAAGAAUGCAUGGCACUUUAUCAGCGAAUCAGUAAGUGUGACAGAUGAUCAGGAAGAACCAAAGCCAGCGUUUGAUGUCAUUGUUGACAUCCUGAAAGACUGGGCAUUGCUUCCAGGAACAAAGUUCACUGUGUCAGCCAGCCAGCUUGUGGUUCCGGAGGGGGAUGUGCUGAUCCCCCUGAGCCUCAUGCACAUUGCCGUGUUCCCCAAUGCUCAGAGUGACAAGGUUUUUCACGCUCUGAUGAAAGCAGGCUGUAUUCAGCUGGCCUUGAACAAAAUCUGCUCUAAAGACAGUGCAUUAGUCCCUUUGUUGUCAUGCCACACAGCAAACAUAGAUAGCCCUGCAAGCAUCUUGAAAGCUGUACAUUAUAUGGUUCAGACUUCAACAUUUAGAACUGAAAAACUAGUAGAAAAUGACUUUGAAGCACUUUUGAUGUAUUUCAACUGUAAUUUGAGUCACCUGAUGUCCCAGGAUGACCUAAAAAUUUUAAAGUCCCUUCCAUGCUACAAAUCCAUCAGUGGCCGCUAUAUGAGCAUUGCAAAAUUUGGAACGUGCUAUGUGCUUACCAAAAGUAUUCCUUCAGCUGAAGUGGAAAAAUGGACACAGUCAUCAUCGUCUGCAUUUCUUGAAGAAAAGGUACAUUUAAAAGAACUGUAUGAGGUGCUUGGCUGUGUGCCAGUAGAUGAUCUGGAGGUGUAUUUGAAACAUCUUCUGCCAAAAAUUGAGAAUCUCUCUUAUGAUGCAAAAUUGGAGCACUUGAUCUAUCUGAAGAAUAGACUGGCAAGCAUUGAGGAGCUGUCGGAGACUAAGGAGCAACUUUUUGAGAAACUGGAAAGCUUAUUGAUUAUUCAUGAUGCCAACAACCGACUAAAGCAAGCGAAGCACUUCUAUGAUAGGACUGUGAGAGUUUUUGAAGUUAUGCUUCCUGAAAAAUUGUUUAUUCCUAAAGAGUUCUUUAAAAAGUUGGAACAAGUAAUAAAACCUAAAAAUCAAGUUGUGUUUAUGACAUCCUGGGUGGAAUUCUUGAGAAAUAUCGGGCUAAAGCAUGUGCUUUCCCAGCAGCAGUUGUUACAGUUUGCCAAGGAAAUCAGUGUGCGGGCAAAUACGGAAAACUGGUCUAAAGAAACGCUGCAGAAUACAGUUGACAUCCUGCUCCAUCACAUAUUCCAAGAACGAACGGAUUUGCUAUCUGGAAACUUUCUGAAAGAGCUGUCCUUAAUACCCUUCUUGUGUCCGGAGCGGGCCCCUGCGGAAUACAUCCGCUUUCACCCUCAGUACCAGGAGGUAAAUGGAACACUUCCUCUUAUCAAGUUCAAUGGAGCACAGGUGAACCCAAAGUUCAAGCAGUGCGACGUUCUCCAGCUGCUGUGGACAUCUUGCCCUAUUCUUCCGGAGAAAGCCACGCCGCUGAGCAUCAAAGAACAAGAAGGCAGCAGCCUUGCCCCACAGGAACAGCUUGAACAAGUUUUAAAUAUGCUGAAUGUUAACCUGGACCCCCCUCUUGAUAAGGUCAUUAAUAACUGCAGAAACAUAUGCAACAUAACAACUCUGGAUGAGGAAAUGGUAAAAACUAGAGCAAAGGUCCUAAGGAGCAUAUAUGAAUUUCUCAGUGCAGAAAAACGGGAGUUCCGUUUUCAGCUUCGGGGCGUGGCCUUUGUAAUGGUAGAAGAUGGCUGGAAACUUCUGAAGCCUGAGGAAGUGGUGAUAAACCUGGAGUACGAAGCUGAUUUUAAACCUUACUUGUACAAGCUGCCUUUGGAGCUCGGCACUUUUCAUCAGCUGUUCAAGCAUUUAGGUACUGAAGAUAUCAUCUCAACUAAGCAAUACGUUGAAGUACUCAGCCGAAUAUUCAAAAACUCUGAAGGAAAGCAGCUAGACCCUAAUGAAAUGCGCACAGUUAAAAGAGUGGUUUCUGGUCUGUUCAAGAGUCUACAAAACGAUUCAGUUAAAGUGAGGAGCGAUCUGGAGAACGCCCGGGACCUCGCACUCUACCUUCCGAGCCAGGAUGGUAGGUUGGUGAAGUCGAGCAUCUUGGUGUUCGAUGAUGCACCACAUUAUAAAAGUAGAAUCCAGGGUAAUAUUGGUGUGCAAAUGCUAGUUGAUCUUAGCCAGUGCUACUUAGGGAAAGACCACGGAUUCCACACUAAGCUGAUAAUGCUCUUCCCUCAAAAGCUUCGACCUCGUCUGCUGAGCAGUAUACUUGAAGAGCAGCUCGAUGAGGAGACCCCCAAAGUGUGCCAGUUUGGAGCAUUGUGCUCUCUUCAGGGAAGACUGCAGCUUCUCCUGUCUUCAGAGCAGUUCAUCACAGGACUCAUUAGAAUCAUGAAGCACGAGAAUGACAAUGCUUUCCUGGCCAAUGAAGAAAAGGCCAUACGACUUUGCAAAGCUCUAAGAGAGGGGCUGAAAGUUUCCUGUUUUGAAAAGCUUCAGACAACAUUACGGGUUAAAGGUUUCAAUCCUAUUCCGCAUAGCAGGAGUGAAACUUUCGCUUUUCUAAAGCGAUUUGGCAAUGCCGUCAUCUUGCUCUACAUCCAGCAUUCAGACAGUAAAGACAUUAACUUUCUGCUAGCCUUAGCGAUGACACUUAAAUCAGCAACUGACAACUUGAUUUCUGACACAUCAUACUUAAUUGCUAUGCUGGGAUGCAAUGACAUUUACAGGAUCAGUGAGAAACUUGACAGUUUAGGGGUUAAAUAUGACUCCUCAGAGCCAUCCAAACUGGAGCUUCCCAUGCCUGGCACACCAAUACCUGCUGAGAUCCACUAUACACUACUUAUGGAUCCAAUGAAUGUUUUCUAUCCUGGGGAAUAUGUUGGGUACCUUGUGGAUGCUGAAGGUGGUGAUAUCUACGGGUCAUACCAGCCAACAUACACAUAUGCAAUCAUUGUGCAAGAAGUUGAAAGAGAAGAUGCUGACAAUGCUAGUUUCUUGGGGAAGAUCUAUCAGAUCGAUAUUGGCUACAGUGAAUAUAAGAUAGUCAGCUCUCUGGAUCUGUACAAGUUCUCACGGCCUGAUGAAAGCUCCCAGAGCAGAGACAGUGCUCCUACCACACCAACGAGCCCCACGGAAUUCCUGACUCCCGGUCUGAGAAGCAUCCCUCCUCUUUUCUCUGGCAAAGAGAGCCACAAGCCUGCCUCCUCCAAACACCACUCCCCCAGAAAGCUCAAGGUGAAUGCUUUACCAGAAAUCCUGAAAGAAGUGACGUCAGUGGUGGAGCAAGCUUGGAAGCUUCCCGAGUCAGAACGGAAGAAGAUCAUUAGACGCUUGUAUCUGAAGUGGCACCCUGACAAAAACCCAGAAAAUCAUGACAUCGCUAAUGAAGUGUUCAAGCAUCUGCAGAAUGAAAUCAACAGACUAGAAAAACAGGCUUUUCUGGAUCAAAAUGCAGACAGAGCUUCAAGAAGAACGUUUUCAACCUCUGCAUCCCGAUUUCAGUCAGACAAGUACUCAUUUCAAAGAUUUUAUACUUCGUGGAAUCAAGAAGCCACAAGUCAUAAAUCUGAAAGGCAACAGCAAAGUAAAGAGAAAUGCCCUCCCUCUGCUGGACAGACAUACUCUCAAAGGUUCUUUGUUCCUCCCACCUUCAAGUCUGUGGGCAAUCCAGUGGAAGCCCGGAGAUGGUUAAGACAAGCCAGAGCAAACUUCUCAGCUGCCAGGAAUGACCUUCACAAAAAUGCCAAUGAGUGGGUGUGCUUCAAGUGCUACCUUUCCACCAAGCUGGCUUUGAUUGCAGCCGACUAUGCCGUCAGGGGGAAAUCUGAUAAAGACGUAAAGCCCACGGCGCUGGCCCAAAAGAUAGAGGAGUAUAGUCAGCAGCUGGAGGGGCUGACAAACGAUGUGCACACACUGGAAGCUUACGGUGUAGACAGCUUGAAAACAAGGUACCCUGAUCUGCUUCCUUUUCCCCAGAUCCCCAAUGACAGGUUCACGUCUGAGGUCGCCAUGAGGGUGAUGGAAUGUACUGCCUGCAUCAUCAUAAAACUUGAAAAUUUUAUACAACAGAAGGUAUGAAAGUGAAGAAAGCAGAGCCAGCUCCUGGGCGUGGUAUAGCACAAUCAUGAAUUGCUACACUCCAUUCAGCUUCGUCGCCAGUGUCCAGGAAUCGGGAAGCACAACGCGGAGUGUUCUGGAAGCAUUCUGAAGCUGUAUGACUCCUAAUAGAUGGUUACAGAGCUGGAAACCGACUUUGAAGACGGCGGUGAGCUGCAGAGUCUCUAGGUGUGUGGAAACGAUUGGGUAGCACAUUAUUGAUCUGCACUUUAUGUAACCAAAGCUUAGCAGUCUGUUAGAUAAGAGUCUGCACAUGUCUCGGAGAGGAGGGAGUUAAUUCUGUGUUUUUAAACAUGUUUUUGAAGUAGUUAAAGAAACACUGGACAGACUGAUUUGGACAUAAGAUAGGGACUUGGGUUUGGGGACUUAUCACUUUGUAAAUGGACACUUUCAGAUGCAUUGUUUUAUCAGCUGGAUCUGAUUAUGAGUUUGUUGCAGUUUCACGUCUUUAGUUGGACAUUUACAGUAUUUAAUCCUGACUAUUACUUGACUGAGUAUGAAGAUAGUCCUGGGGUGCACUGGGUGCAUUCUCCACCCUUGUUUUGAUUUUUUAUACCUUGUGUUUCUGGGCUUCCUGACUCGUGAAGAUAACCUAUGGAUAUCUCAGAGUGCUGGUACAUACUACCAGAUAUUGCUUCUAAAACUGCUUCCCAAUGUGACAUUUAGCAGAAGACCGUUGGAGUUUGUGUACAUAUCUUUCACAGAUGUCAUAAUUUGUAUAGAGUGGCUGAACAGGAUGCAAUCUUUUGUCUAAAGGUGCUGCAGUGAAAAAAAACCCAACUGUCUUUCAAUAUGGCACUUAGUGGGAAUUUAAACAUUUUUACUUUAAGUAUAUUAAAAAUGCUCAAAUUGUUGAGGUGAUAUGCAGACGUUUACAAAGGGAAUUAUCAGCUUGUACUGUCCCCCACGAGUGAUUGAGAACUGACAUUUAAUUUUCAUAAUGUUCAAAAUACCUAGCAAACAUAUUUAACAUAUUCUUUUGCAUAAAGUCAAAGAAAGGAAAUAUAGUUUAUGUAAGUGCACUGGCUGUAAAUGAUGCUAAUAUAUUUUAUGCAAUUAAGGGCUUACAUACAGAACAUGUUAGAUUUUUUUUAUUUCAUUUGUAAAAAAGGAAUGUUAAUUGCUUCUGGAUGUGAAUCAUGAAUAUUUCUGCUGUUAAUAUUAAGUGCCAUGAUUUUAAUAAAAAAUGUAUAUAGAAAA